UGAUGAACAGUUUCAUCCGCUAGUCACGCGAUAGGAGAGUUUUUUCUUGGUAUCAGCGGUGUAACUCAUACUAAAUGAUUUUGUUAUUAAUUUCUUGAUGUUGUCAAUUAAAUUUAGAAAUUUUACGCAUUUUCAUUAUUUUCUUUCUAAUACGUAUAACUAUAUUGGAACUAUUUCUUGUCGAUUUCUUUAGACUUUAUCCGCCAUAUUGGAUAGUAGUAAUUGGUAAGAGGGCGAACCGGGGAUUCGUGUGUCGGAAGUGAUUAACCGACGUUAAUUUUUAAAUAACAGAAGGAGUUGAAGUUAUUAAAAUGACACAACUUUUACCAAUACGAUUUCAAGAGCAUGUACAGCUCACCAGUAUUGGAAUCAAUGCUGCCAACAUUGGCUUCAACACACUUACCAUGGAGUCUGAUAAGUACAUAUGUGUGCGUGAGAAGGUGGGUGACUCGGCUCAGGUGGUUAUUAUUGACAUUAAUAAUCCAACAAAUCCCAUCCGGAGACCUAUUUCAGCUGAUUCUGCUAUCAUGAACCCUGCUUCUAAAGUUAUUGCACUAAAAGCCAUGAGGACACUUCAGAUUUUUAACAUUGAAAUGAAAAGUAAAAUGAAAGCCCACACCAUGAGUGAUGAUGUUGUGUUUUGGAAAUGGAUUAGUUUAAAUACUGUAGCUUUGGUAACAGAGACAGCUGUCUUUCACUGGAGCAUGGAAGGUGAUUCUCAGCCAGUAAAAAUGUUUGAGAGACAUUCCAGUUUAAAUGGUUGUCAGAUAAUCAAUUAUCGAACAGACCAUAAACAGCAGUGGCUGCUACUUAUAGGAAUAUCAGCUCAGCAAAAUCGUGUAGUAGGAGCAAUGCAGUUGUACUCUGUUGAAAGAAAAGUAAGCCAGCCAAUUGAAGGUCAUGCUGCAGCUUUCUCCCAAUUCAAACUAGAAGGAAAUCCUGAACAGUCAAAUCUUUUCUCAUUUGCUGUCAGAUCAACUCAGGGAGGAAAGCUCCACAUAAUCGAGGUUGGUCAACCCCCUGCAGGAAAUCAGCCAUAUCCAAAGAAAGCUGUUGAUGUUUUUUUCCCUCCAGAAGCCCAGAAUGAUUUUCCUGUAGCUAUGCAAGUCAGUCCCAAACAUGGUGUGAUCUAUCUCAUCACUAAGUUUGGUUACAUUCAUCUCUAUGAUAUUGAAAGUGGUAUUUGCAUCUACAUGAACCGAAUCACUGCAGACACUAUAUUUGUGACAGCCCCUCAUGAACCAUCAUCUGGUAUUAUUGGUGUUAAUAGAAAAGGGCAGGUCUUGUCUGUGAGUGUGGAAGAAGAAAGCAUUAUUCCGUACAUUACUAAUGUCUUGCAAAACUCAGACCUUGCUUUAUGCAUGGCUGUUAGGAACAACCUUGCUGGAGCUGAAGAUUUAUUUGUUAGAAAAUUCAACACACUGUUUGGAAAUGGACAGUAUUCCGAAGCUGCAAAGAUUGCUGCUAAUGCUCCAAAGGGCAUUCUGCGUACACCUCAAACAAUUCAACGUUUCCAGCAAGUUCCUACCCAGCCAGGUCAGACAUCUCCCCUCCUUCAGUAUUUUGGAAUCCUGCUUGACCAAGGUCAGCUUAAUAAAUUUGAAUCCUUGGAGUUGUGUCGUCCUGUUUUACAACAAGGAAGAAAGCAGCUUCUAGAGAAGUGGCUAAAAGAUGACAAGCUGGAAUGUAGUGAAGAACUGGGAGACUUAGUAAAACAAGUUGAUCCAACACUUGCUCUCUCAGUGUACUUAAGAGCAAAUGUCCCAAACAAGGUCAUACAGUGCUUUGCAGAAACUGGUCAGUUCCAAAAGAUAGUCCUCUAUGCCAAGAAAGUUGGUUACACUCCAGAUUACAUCUUUCUCCUGAGGCAGGUCAUGCGAGUUAAUCCUGAUCAAGGUACUUCAUUUGCACAAAUGUUAGUACAGGAUGAUGAACCAUUGGCCGACAUCAACCAGAUUGUGGAUGUAUUCAUGGAGUCCAACUUGGUACAGAAAUGUACUUCCUUCUUAUUAGAUGCUUUGAAGAACAACAGACCCUCCGAAGGCCCACUUCAAACAAGGCUAUUAGAGAUGAACUUGAUGACUGCUCCACAGGUUGCUGAUGCUAUUCUUGGGAAUCAGAUGUUUACACAUUAUGAUCGUGCCCACAUUGCUCAGUUAUGUGAGAAGGCUGGACUCUUACAGAGGGCACUGGAACACUACACUGAUCUGUAUGACAUCAAAAGAGCCAUAGUUCACACACAUCUGUUAAAUGCUGAGUGGCUGGUGAAUUACUUUGGUUCUUUAUCUGUGGAAGAUUCAAUUGAAUGUCUGAAAGCCAUGCUCAGUCAGAACAUCCGACAGAACUUGCAACUUUCUGUUCAAGUAGCAACCAAGUACAAUGAGCAACUGACCACUUCUGUCCUCAUUGAUCUCUUUGAAUCUUUCAAGAGCUAUGAAGGCUUAUUCUACUUUCUUGGAUCUAUUGUAAACUUCAGUCAAGAUCCUGAAGUGCACUUCAAGUACAUCCAGGCUGCUUGUAAGACUGGACAGAUCAAAGAAGUGGAAAGAAUUUGUAGGGAAAGUAAUUGCUACAAUCCUGAGCGAGUAAAGAACUUUCUCAAAGAAGCCAAACUGACAGACCAACUGCCAUUGAUCAUUGUUUGUGAUCGCUUUGACUUUGUUCAUGACCUGGUGUUGCAUCUGUAUCGCAACAACCUCCAGAAGUACAUUGAGAUAUACGUUGUAAAGGUCAAUCCUUCUCGACUCCCUGUAGUGAUUGGUGGACUUUUAGAUGUGGAUUGCUCAGAAGAUAUCAUAAAGUCACUCAUCAUGAAUGUCAAAGGCCAGUUUUCCACUGAUGAAUUGGUGGAAGAAGUUGAGAAACGGAACCGUCUCAAGCUGCUGUUAUCAUGGUUAGAAAUGAGAGUACAUGAAGGAAUUAUUGAACCUGCGACUCACAAUGCCUUGGCUAAAAUAUACAUUGACUCAAACAACAAUCCUGAAAGAUUUCUCAAAGAAAACCAGUUCUAUGACAGCAGGGUAGUUGGAAAAUACUGUGAAAAACGUGAUCCUCAUCUAGCCUGCAUUGCAUAUGAACGUGGAGAGUGUGAUCAAGAGCUGAUAAAAGUGUGUAAUGAGAAUUCCUUAUUCAAGAGUGAAUCUCGUUACCUAGUACACCGGAAAGAUCAGGAGCUGUGGGCUGAAGUCCUGAUUGAGAGCAACCCCUAUCGACGUCAACUUAUAGACCAAGUAGUACAGACAGCCUUAUCAGAGACCCAGGACCCUGAGGAAAUAUCUGUGACUGUAAAAGCCUUCAUGAGUGCAGACUUGCCAAAUGAACUAAUUGAGCUUUUGGAAAAGAUUGUUCUGGAAAACUCAGCAUUCAGUGAUCACAGAAAUCUACAGAACCUCCUGAUCCUCACAGCAAUUAAAGCUGAUCGAAGUCGUGUUAUGGAAUAUAUUAAUCGUCUUGACAAUUACGAUGCACCUGAUAUAGCAAACAUUGCCAUCGGAAGCGAACUAUAUGAAGAAGCAUUUGCCAUUUUCAGAAAGUUUGAUGUGAACACUUCUGCUGUCCAGGUUCUUAUUGAGCACAUCCAAAACCUUGACAGAGCUUAUGAAUUUGCUGAGAGGUGCAACGAGCCAGCAGUGUGGAGUCAGCUAGCGAAGGCCCAAUUAGACCAGGGACUUGUGAAGGAAGCUAUUGACUCUUUCAUCAAAGCAGGAGAUCCAUCAUCCUACAUGGAUGUUGUUCAGACAGCCCACAAAACAGAGAAUUGGGAGGAUUUGGUCCGGUUCCUUCAAAUGGCUAGAAAAAUAGCCCGGGAAUCAGAUGUGGAAUCUGAAUUAAUCUAUGCCUAUGCCAAGACAAACCGACUCUCGGACUUGGAAGAAUUUAUUUCCAGUCCAAACCAUGCUGAUAUUCAAAAAAUUGGAGACCGGUGCUUUGAUGAUGGCCUGUAUGAAUCUGCCAAACUUUUGUAUAACAAUGUGUCCAACUUUGCAAGGCUGGCCAUUACUCUUGUUCAUUUGAAGGAGUUUCAGGGAGCUGUAGACAGUGCUCGGAAGGCUAACUCCACGCGUACUUGGAAAGAGGUGUGUUUCGCAUGUGUGGAUAGUGAAGAAUUCCGCCUUGCCCAGAUGUGUGGGCUUCACAUAGUGGUACAUGCUGAUGAGCUAGAAGACCUCAUCAACUACUAUCAAGAUAGAGGCUACUUUGAAGAACUGAUUAGUCUCCUAGAAGCAGCUUUAGGUCUAGAAAGAGCCCACAUGGGAAUGUUUACAGAAUUAGCUAUUCUGUACUCAAAGUACAAACCUUCCAAGAUGAAAGAACACUUAGAACUUUUCUGGUCUCGAGUCAACAUUCCAAAGGUGCUGCGGGCAGCAGAACAAGCUCACUUAUGGGCUGAAUUGGUGUUCCUAUAUGACAAGUAUGAAGAGUUUGACAAUGCAGUUGUUACUAUGAUAAACCAUCCAAGUGAAGCAUGGCGGGAAGGGCACUUUAAAGAAAUGAUAGCCAAAGUAGCAAACAUUGAGCUCUACUACAAAGCCAUUCAGUUUUAUCUAGAUUACAAACCAAUGUUACUAAAUGAUUUGUUGCUUGUCCUGUCAGCACGAAUGGACCAUACACGAGCUGUGAACCUUUUUACCAGGGUAAAUCACCUACCAUUGGUAAAGCCAUACUUGCGUUCAGUUCAGAAUCUAAACAACAAGGCUAUUAAUGAAGCUCUCAAUGGUCUCCUCAUUGAUGAAGAAGAUUUCCAGGGUCUUAGAACAUCCAUUGAUGCUUUCGAUAACUUUGACAAUAUAGCUCUUGCUCAAUGCUUAGAAAAGCAUGAACUCAUUGAAUUCCGACGAAUCGCUGCAUACUUGUACAAAGGAAAUAAUCGCUGGAAACAGUCAGUGGAACUUUGUAAGAAGGAUAGGCUAUUUAAGGAUGCAAUGGAAUAUGCUUCUGAGUCUAAGAUGGCUGAUAUAGCUGAAGAACUGCUGGCCUGGUUCCUUGAGGAGAAGAAUUAUGAAUGUUUUGGUGCAUGCCUAUUCUAUUGCUACUAUCUUCUCCAUCCUGAUGUCAUUCUGGAACUCUCCUGGCGUCAUGGAAUCAUGGACUUUGCCAUGCCCUACUUAAUCCAAGUCCUCAAAGAGUACAUCACAAAGGUGGACAAGUUAGAUGAACAUGAAAAUGAAAGAUUGGAAGAAUCAGCCCAGAAUGAUCAAAAACCAAUAGUUUAUGCUCCUGAACCCCAACUGAUGUUAACUGCGGGCCCAAUGAUGAUGGGACCAGGGUAUCAGCCUUUUAACCAACCUGUGCCAGGCUAUCAAAGCUAUGGGAUGUAGUCUAAUGUGACCCAUUCCUCUCAGCUUCAGAAAAACAUUACCCGUGGGCGAGAGCUAAAGCUCAGUCCAUAUUGCUUCAGUUAAUAGUUUGUCUAGGCUUCUCCUCAUUGAAGUGUCAGAGCUAUUGGCUGUAGGUGUUACUUGUGCCACAAGUUUAUUCCUGCACAGAUAAAACUAUUUAGUGAUUUUUGAUUCAGUCAUCAUGGAAUAUUGGAGUAUUUUGUAUGUGACAGCAGGGGACACUGUUCACUGAAGCAAGGAGCAAGACUGAAGAGUGGAGGAGACUGUUUUGUUUUUAUAAGCAGUAUAGUGGGUGUACAGAUCUAAAGAUAGUUUUUUGUUGAUACAAAGAUAACACGUUUAUGUAACUUUCAGAGUUUGUCAAGUGUAAAUCUUGAGGACUUGACCAUUUUGUGGUGUCCAGAAAAUUGUUCUUGAUUGAAUAUAUGUUGCACUGUGAAAGAAAUUGCUUAUCCUGAAUUAUAUUAUUGUGAAAGAUGUGUAUAACCAAUUGUUCCAAUCUUCCUUUUUUGCUGUUGUAAUCCUAAAUUCAGUUAAUAAUAAGUGUAUGUUUUAAGGGCUUUUCUUGGUCUACAAAUAUUAAAGAUUUUAAAAUUUGUUCUUAAAAAAUGAUUUUCAACUAUGAUUUUGUUAGAAAUACAUAACUGGGUAGAAUGGGGUGGAAAGGAAUUCCAUGGUGUAGUUUCAUUUAAAACUAUUGGAUUUAUUUUUGAAUGUACCUUAAUCAGUAGACUAAGAAUUAGUCAUUUGUUGAUUAAUCAAAGAUAUAAAGAAUGGUCAAAAUAUCUAGAUUAUUGAAUUUAUCUGAUGUUUUGUCAUAGAAAAAAUAAUAAUCAGGAUUUGGAUAGGAAUAUGUGUCUGUAAAAAAAAAAAAUGAGAGAGAGAGAAAAUUUAAGAGAGAGCUUUUCUUCUGAUGUUACACUAACAAACUAUAAUUCAUUCUUUCCAAUCACCAUCAUUAACUAUAUAUUUCCUUGUCCGUGAACUGUAUUUUCCAACCUAGGUUUAGUUUGAAAGCCAAAUUGUCUAAUCAACCCUAAUGAUUGUUGGACCUAUGCUAUUGCAGUUUUCCUGUUAUGUAUCUCACUAGUAUGAGACCAUAAAAUUAAUAAAAAUGUAUGAAGCUAAA
Messenger RNA from Limulus polyphemus (Atlantic horseshoe crab), 6468 nucleotides. RefSeq names its product clathrin heavy chain 1-like. Gene Ontology annotation, cellular component: clathrin-coated endocytic vesicle; clathrin coat of coated pit; clathrin complex. Gene Ontology annotation, molecular function: structural molecule activity; clathrin light chain binding. The coding region runs from base 312 to 5318 and encodes 1668 amino acids. The transcript is spliced from 30 exons. Gene Ontology annotation, biological process: receptor-mediated endocytosis; intracellular protein transport. NCBI's taxonomy places the organism in Eukaryota, Metazoa, Arthropoda, Merostomata, Xiphosura, Limulidae. The record is from RefSeq and is a predicted model, not a curated record.